UACAUGUUCAUCGAGACAUCAAGGCCCCGGGAGCUGGGGGACCGAGCCCGUUUGGUGAGUCCUUUGUACAAUGCCAGCGCUAAGUUCUACUGCGUCUCCUUUUUCUACCACAUGUACGGGAAGCACAUCGGCUCCCUCAACCUCCUGGUGCGGUCCCGGAACAAAGGGGGCCUGGACACGCAUGCCUGGUCCCUCAGUGGCAAUAAGGGCAAUGUGUGGCAGCAGGUGCAUGUGCCCAUCAAACCCAGCGGGCCCUUCCAGAUUAUUUUUGAGGGGGUUCGAGGCUCUGGCUACCUGGGGGAUAUCGCCAUAGAUGACGUCACACUGAAGAAGGGAGAGUGUCCCCGGAAGCAGAUGGAUCCCAAUAAAGUGGUGGUGAUACCGGGCAGUGGAGCCCCCCGCCAGCCCCACCCACAGCUCUGGGGGCCCAUGGUCAUCUUCCUCUUGGCAUUGCAGAGAUGAUGAGAGCUGCGUGGCCUCCCCACCCCGCCCCCGGCACACCAAAGUGUCCGCAUCGUACCAAAGACUGACCCCCACCAGCCGGGGUGCCCAGGGGCAGGGCCGGCCCGCCAGGGAGGGGGCCUGCAUUGGCUGCAAGGAUGAGCAGAGAAACAAGGACAGAGGCCCGGCGCUGAGGCCCUGGAGCCGGUCGUUUGACACACGCACACACGCACACACUCACACGCACACACACACACACAUAUUAAAGCACAAGUUUCUAUCCGA
Leptonychotes weddellii (Weddell seal) is the source of this 726-nucleotide messenger RNA. RefSeq names its product MAM domain-containing glycosylphosphatidylinositol anchor protein 1. The record is from RefSeq and is a predicted model, not a curated record. Gene Ontology annotation, cellular component: membrane; Golgi apparatus. NCBI's taxonomy places the organism in Eukaryota, Metazoa, Chordata, Mammalia, Carnivora, Phocidae.